AUGCUGGUGCGGGCUGCCCAGCUGUUCCCACGCAUCUUCUCCCUUGCUUGCCUGUACCCGCCUCCAGCAACACAACUGUGGCGUGUGGGUUUCAUCAUGGAACCCCCGAAAAAUACAGUGAAGGACCCUGAUGUUACCGUCACCGAGUCAGUUGCGGUUGAGCACCAGGAGGAGUCCCCUCUGGUUGGCCUCCUGCCUGGAGAGACAGUGGUGAAGGAGGGAAAGGCUGCUAUCUUGUUUCCCAGUGCCAACGAGGUGUUUUACAACCCAGUUCAGGAGUUUAAUAGAGAUUUGACAUGUGCAGUGAUCACAGAGUUCUCCAGAGAAGUGCUGGCUCAGCGUGGCAUAAAGGUUUUGGUUCCUGGUGAGAAGGAGAAAGUGCUGGUCUCAUUGUCAGAUGAGCCCAGCGAGGCUGACUUGCACGAUAGGAAGACCAACAUCGAGGAAGAAGCGGUUUGCACGGCAGUGGCAGGGCAGAUAUGCGAGCAUGGGCUUUCCAUACUGGAAGGUUUGGCGGCAUCUGGUCUGCGCUCUGUGCGUUUUGCACUGGAAGUGCCGGGCCUUCGGCAGGUCACUGCCAACGACUUCUCCCACAAAGCUGCUGCUCUUAUCGCCAGGAACGCAGAGUAUAACAAUGUGGGUGAUCUCCUCCAAGCCAGCUGCAAGGACGCCAGCAUGCUUAUGUAUGAGAUGCGAGGGAAGAAAGAUCGCUACGAUGUCAUUGAUCUUGAUCCUUAUGGCAGCCCCGCUUCAUUCUUGGAUGCCGCAGUGCAGUCUGUUAGUGAGGGAGGCCUAUUGUGCAUCACGUGCACUGACAUGGCAGUGUUAGCAGGUAACAGUGGCGAGACAUGUUACAGCAAAUAUGGCUCAGUUUCCAUCAAAGCAAAGUACUGUCACGAGCUGGCUUUACGCAUCAUCCUGCACAGUUUGGACCAGCGGGCCAACGUGUACCAGCGUUAUAUUCAGCCGCUGCUGUCUGUCAGCGUGGACUUCUACAUUCGAGUGUUUGUUCGUGUCUUCACUGGUCAGGCCACUGUCAAGAACUCAGCCAGUAAACAGGCUCUAGUCUACAACUGCGUUGGCUGUGGGUCGUUCCACUUACAGAGGAUGGGCAGGAGGAACGACAAUGGGAAACAUAUGAAGUACUCUGCAGCAACUGGACCACCAGUGGGACCAUCUUGUGAGCACUGUGGGCAGAGACAUCAGCUUGGUGGUCCAAUAUGGGCAGAACCUCUCCACGACCAGUCAUUCGUCCAGAAGGUUCUGUCAGCCGUUUCUGGCAACCCAUCUCGCUUUGGGACAUCUAAGCGUAUCGAGGGAGUAUUAAGCAUGGUGACUGAGGAACUGGAGGACACACCCCUAUACUACACUGUAGACAGUCUGAGCAGCACUAUACACUGCAAUACGCCACCUCUGCUUCAGUUCAGGUCUGCUCUGCUACAUGCGGGUCACAGAGUUUCCCUUUCACACGCCUGCAAGAACGCCAUCAAGACGGAUGCGCCGCCUGCCACCAUCUGGGACAUCAUGCGAUGUUGGGAGAAGAGCAACCCGGUGAAACGGGAGAAACUCUCGGAAAUGACCCCCGCUUUUAAGAUUCUGUCCACUGAGCCCAGCUUUGAAGCUUGUUUCACUGUGCGAAACGACGCCAACCCUAAGUCCCGGCAGCGCCACCUGACUCGCUUCCAGGAGAAUCCACAGGCCUUCUGGGGACCCAAAGCCCGAGCAAAAGCUGGUGGCGGCAUCUCGGACAACCUGCAGCAGAAACGAAUGAAGAACCAGAACAAGCGCAAGAACCAAAUCACACACACUUCGGAGCUCAAGAGCUUCCCUUGCAAAAAGUUCAAACAGGGCACGUGCGCAGACGGUGACAAAUGCUCAUACUCGCAUGAACCUAAGUGUACAGCCGAGGAGAAAAUGGAAUGA
This is a messenger RNA of Nerophis lumbriciformis (worm pipefish), 1923 nucleotides long. Lineage: Eukaryota; Metazoa; Chordata; Actinopteri; Syngnathiformes; Syngnathidae. The record is from RefSeq and is a predicted model, not a curated record.